Molecule: messenger RNA, 1268 nt
Organism: Hydra vulgaris (swiftwater hydra)
Lineage: Eukaryota; Metazoa; Cnidaria; Hydrozoa; Anthoathecata; Hydridae
Product: V(D)J recombination-activating protein 1
Source: RefSeq, a predicted model, not a curated record
AUUUGCAUAUAACAAAUUUAAACCUUCUUUGCAGAGUUUGUGGUUGUUUUAUUGGGAAAAAAAACUACUCAAUUGGAGUCAUCCAAAAAGAUAAAAUUGAAAAGAUGUUUCACGUCAAAUUAACAGAUUUAGAAGGAGUUCAUCCUUCAAAAAUUUGUCCUAAAUGUUACAAAACAAUUAACAUAGUAAUAAAAAGAAUGUCAUCAACUACUCUGCUUUUAUGUACAAAGUUUACACCUCAUUGUGAUUACUGCUAUACUUGUCAUCGUGUGAAAAAACUGAGUCAGGGUGCUAUUUUUUCAAAUUCCCAAAUAAGGAGUAAAACAAAGUUUAUUGGCCAUCCUAAAAUUGGCGAAAAGGUUUGGAGUUUUUCUAUCUUGAGUACUUUAAAGGAAAAUAUUUUGACAUUACACAAUUUGGAAAUAGACAAUAACGACUUGGUAAAUGAAUUUAAUCCUUACUUACAGCUAUGCAUAUGUUGUUUAUGUGGUAAAAUACCAAAACAACCGGUAUUUUUGAAAAAAUGUGAACGUUUGUUUUGUUUUUUCUGUUUAGUGGAGAUUAUUAAAAUUAGGUUCUUUAAUGAAACUGCAUGCCCAAAAUGUAACGAACCUUUAAUACCUGAAGACUUAGUUGCCAGCAAUAAAACAAACUCCCUUAUAAAAAUGUUAAGUGUUGAAUGUAUUCUAUGUAAAGAAAAGUUUAAUGUAAUAAAAGAAUAUGAUGUAUAUAUACAUCAUAAGCUUAUAUGCAAUGGAAAAUCUGUAACAAAAUCAUUAUUUUUGUCCUUACCAUUAUCUUUACCAAGUUUGUCACCAACAUUGUAUACUUUUAACAAUAGCAUUUCUGAGAUUUUCAAUCUAACAGCUAAUAGUAAUAUACCAAGAGUUGUUGAAGAUGCUGCACUCCAUGUUCUUAAACAAAAGAUGGAAAAAAGUGGAGGAAAAUCAAUUUCAUUUAAAAGUGGAGGACCUAGACCAGUUCUGUUUUCAUCUAUUGCAAAGGCAUAUGUCACAAGCAAUGAGGCAUCAAGUACAACAAUAAAAGAAAGAAAUGCAAUUUUGAAAAGAAAUAUGGAAAUUGUGUCUGGUACAUCUACUGAUUCAGUUUGUAGCCAGUCUUCGAAGCUGCUGAAAUCAUUUCCAUCAGAAACAAGAGAAAAAAUAUUGACUAAUUUGAAUAUUGAAGGAGUUGCAAUUAGUGCAACUAAAAUGGUAGCUAUGAAAGCAGAUCUCGGUUUACCUUGGGAAAAGCUAAAAAAUAUCUAG